GAUCUAUAGGCUGAAGGCCAGAAGCGCUUUGUUUUUCUUGUAAAACAUCAGGAUGGCAUAAAUCAUUUACGUCCGUGAACAGACACCGUGCCGGCUGCCAGAGUUUACCCUGUGACCCCCCCUCAGAUCAGCCCGGUCAGUAAACCUGAUGAACGCACGUGAGGGGCAGUCUGCCGAAAAUGCUGCAGAGCAAACCUGGGCUGAAGUGGGAGGUUUACCAGAAUCUUUGACUAUGCUGUAUGUGUAAUUAUCAACCACAGAUAUGUGUCAAUCUACAAAGUCAAGAUUGUAAAUUUUGUUUGUUGUUGUUUAGAAAAUGCUAUAAUUCAUAAGGUAAGGACAUUUGGUAACACUUCUCCUUGUCAUACAAAUAAUGAAGCCUAAAGUGCUAUAAAAUAAAGAGAAUCAAGAAAAACAACUGCAACUGCUGCAACUUUGUUUCUGCCUUCCAUCUUCCCGCUGUCCUGAGUCCACUGUCCAUUGAAGCAGAAUUGCCACAGAAAUAAAGUAACAGGACAAAACAGCGUGGUUAGUUACAUGCUAGUUUUGUAGGUAACGUUUUUUAGAUAGUUUUGUCAUAUUUAGUGUUGGGACUGGAGGCUAGUUGUUGUGCUUAGGCUGGUGUCCUUCCAGAUAAGAUUCCAAAGGAAGAACGAAAAGACAGAUUCUUCUUCACUUUCUCUCUUCCUCCUCCUCCCAAGACAUAGCUGUCUCCAUCCACGUUUUUUCUCUGUGGUUUUGUUCUACUGCAGAUAAGUAGCUUCUGUUUUGGAGAAUCAACAGCUGUGGCUUCUAUCAGCAGACUCACAGGCCUGCGAGAAAUGAUAGAGUUUGGCCUUGUGAGAGAGUCUGACUUUUACACCGACAGUGAUUUCUAAAGAAGGACAACUGGUGACUGACAUGGGCGAAUGGGAUCUGCUGGGCCGCUUGUUGGAUAAAGUGCAGAGCCACUCCACCGUGAUCGGGAAGGUCUGGCUGACCGUGCUGUUUGUGUUCCGCAUCCUGGUCCUGCACACCGGCGCUGAGAAGGUAUGGGGCGAUGAGCAAUCUGACUUUGUCUGCAACACUCAGCAGCCUGGCUGUGAGAAUGUCUGCUACGACAAAGCCUUCCCCAUCUCUCACGUUCGCUUUUGGGCCCUCCAGAUUAUUGCUAUAGCAACUCCGAAGCUUCUAUAUCUCGGUCACGUACUUCAUGUGAUCCACACUGAGAAGAAGGUGAAGGAGAGGAUGAAGAAGCAUGCUGAUUUGGAUGACCAGGCCACUCUGUUCCUUAGGAGGGCCUACAAAGUUCCCAAGUACACCAAGAGCACUGGCAAGAUCAGCAUCCGUGGCAGUGUCCUUCGCAGUUAUGUCCUCCAUCUUCUGGCCAAGAUUAUCCUGGAGGUUUUGUUCAUCGGGGGUCAGUACUUUCUUUACGGUUUCACACUCCAGCCUCGUUAUGUCUGCACUAGCUCACCUUGCCCUCACAAAGUGGACUGCUUCCUGUCCAGGCCCACAGAGAAGUCAGUCAUCAUCUGGUUCAUGCUGGUGGCAGCAAUUGUCUCCCUCAUCCUCAGCCUGGUGGAGCUGUUAUACCUGUGUUCGAAAGCUGUGAAGGAGUGCAUGACGAGGAGGCAGGAUUACACAGUGACCCCGGUAACACCUCCACUUUUGGGAAGGAAAGCUUUUAAAAACCGUGACGAGAUGAUCCAAAAUUCUGUGAACCUGGAGCUGGAGCUCCAAGGAAGAAAAUUGGGGUCGAACGGGGUCACAGUCGGGGUCAAGGAGGCUGCUAAGAAUAUACCACCUGAGAACAACAACAUAGGGGAGGUCCACAUCUGAAGCAUUGAGGCUGUGAUAGGUUGACCGGUCAAAUUCCCGAGUUCCAGUAUUUGUGUGCUUUGGCUUUGGGGUGGAAAGGGUGUGUGUGUGCAGUAAAUAAAGAUGGUGGGUGGGGGGGUAGCCAGCUUUGGUAAACAUAACUCAGUCACAUGCUAAAAAAGUAGUUAAAGUGACUUAAAGUGACUUUUGUGACAUAAUAAAAAAAUAACAAACAUUUUUUCUUGCAGGUGACAGAGCUGUCAUUUUAAAACACUGUACAUUUUUUUGAUAGAUUUUGCUAAGAGUACUUCUUUGGAAUGAUUUAAGACU
Micropterus salmoides (largemouth bass) is the source of this 2130-nucleotide messenger RNA. Its product is annotated as gap junction Cx32.7 protein-like. Lineage: Eukaryota; Metazoa; Chordata; Actinopteri; Centrarchiformes; Centrarchidae. Bases 901 to 1821 code for a protein of 306 amino acids. The transcript is spliced from 5 exons. Gene Ontology annotation, cellular component: connexin complex. Gene Ontology annotation, biological process: cell communication. The record is from RefSeq and is a predicted model, not a curated record.